UUUACAGAUCAGUGAAGUUUAUGUAAACAAAGCACUUAUCUGUUUAUAUUGUCCCAUUGUAAACAUAUAAUACGGGCUGGGCUUCACGAACUAAAUAAACAGUUAGUAUAGGAGAUAUAUCAUUAGGAUCAUAAUUGUAAUUAGUCAAUACCUAAUUACCUCUGUAUUCUGUACACAUCAAUAAAGUAUUCAACCUCCUUUCAUACAGUUAGAGCAUCAUGGUGUUCCUUGUAUCUCAAGCAACAGUCUAUAUUUACAUUACAAAACUAUAUUGUUUAGUCGGUGAUUAUAAGAACUUCACAAAACAGAUAAGAGAAUUUUGGGAAGUUAACAUAUUAGGCCAGAAGGCCUAAAAGAAAAGAAUCAAACGUGUUUAAAAAAAAAAAAAUAAUAUAUAUAUAUAUAUAUAUAUAUAUGUAUAUAUAUAUAUAUAUAUAUAUGUAUAUAUAUAUAUAUAUAUAUAUACCACAAGCAAUCUUAAACCCUAAACGCUUCUUUCUCUCCAAGGUUUGUUGGCGGCUACUCGAUGGGUCCUUGCCGUCCUUGCCGUCUUCGCGGUUCUUACGGUGCUCACGGUACUUACAGUCUUCGCCGCCCUAACCGUCCUUACGGUCGACCAAAUAUCAAACGGAAGAUAAUAAGAAGACUACCGGAGAUGGAGAUGGAGAUGCGUAUUCCUAUGCAUGUGGUCACGGAGGAGGUCCUUACGAGAAUGCCUGCUAAAUCAUUGAUGAGAUUCAAGUGCGUCUCAAAGCUUUGGUCAUCCCUCAUCAGCUCACCAUACUUCAAAGACCGUUUCCUCACUGUCCCAACCCGACAACGCCCACAUCUUUUCAUGUGUUUGCAGGAUGUCAAUGACCACAGUAGCUCGGUUCCAGACGCUAACAGUGAUGAUACUCCGUCUUCUUCUUCUUCCUUUGUAGUUGACCACACCAUCCCACGGAUGAGAGGCGGUUACAUCUGCCAAAAUCUACGCGGCUUCAUGUGCUACGACCUAUGGCAAAAGCCGCGUAUCUUUAACCCUGCCACUAGACAGCUUGUUACUUUACCCCCUGCCUUCAAUCCCAAUACUACCAAAGGCACCGUCUCCUACUAUUUCGGACACGACCCUAUUACAGACCAGUACAAAGUGGUCUGCUCAGUUGGUGUCCGUUUGACCGAUCAUCGUGUCUUUGUCCUCAAACCUGGAGGAGGAGGUUCCUGGAGAAAGGCGUAUCGACUUCCUCCUCCGGACUUUAUUCCUCAUAUUGCGGCCAGAGGAGGCGUGUGUAUCAAUGGGGUUAUAUAUUACCUUGGUUGGACUGCUGCUGAUAGCUGUAUGCUUGUGACUUUCCAUAUUAGAUCCCAUGACUUCAAAAUGAUCCAAGUACCUCUUCCGGAGGAGCUGCCUCCUCCUGCAAAGAUGAAGAAUGUGUGUCUUGUAGAGUAUGGUGGCAAAGUAACUGUCGUUGACCAGGCCAGUCUUAGAGAUAAGGGUAGGCUUGAUUUAUGGGCAUUGGAAGAUGCUGCAAACCAAAAAUGGUCGAGUAAGAGACUGGUUGUGAAGCCUUCUCAGCUAGAUUUUGUCAGAAACACUGAGUUUGUUGUCAGAGGUACAAGUCGAAAUGGCAAGGUUUUCUUGAUACCAACGGAUUUGGUUUCUCCCUUUCAAAUUCUCUGUUAUGAUCUGCAAAGCAACCAUAUGAGAAAGAUUGAUAUCAAAGGUGUACCGGACCACUGGUUUAGUAAGGACAAAUCCACCGUUGAAGUGAUGUUGAUGGAUCACAGUGAAACUCUCAUGUCCUUGAUGAAUACAUGAGAGAGUUUAAUCAUUCCCUUUCUACCAAGCUUUGUGUGUUUAGUUGAUUAAGAAGACAGUUUAAUUGUUGGUUUUUAUAUUGGCUGAUAUGUUAAGAAUUUUAUAGUGUUUUUUGUUUGUUUCAUUAUUGACUUACAUGAUAUAAGGACAAGACAAACCUAAUCAAGAUUAUCUUUCUUUUCCAACAGUCUGUUUGUUUUGUGAGGCCAUAAAUUCCUGCGGAGUAUCAUGUAAGAAAGAUAUCUGUAGAACACACAGGGAACUUUUGUAUGUGCUUCCUAGAGAUGAUGUGGUGAAACUAAAGGAUUCAGGAAUGAGGAAGGAGAGACAUGCUGACUACUAGAAGAGGCAAGUGAUAAAAGAAUUUGGUGUAUUACUUGCAAAUGAAGAAACCUAAAAAAGCUAGAAUCUACUUUGUUUUUCUUUUAUAAAAGCUAUCUACAAGCUGCUAUAUACAUAAACAAAGUUCAUUCCUGAUACGAAUUCUUAGUUUCAUAACAUCAUCUCUAGGAAGCUUAUAGCCACUUGUACUUUUUAACAGUAAGGUUAAAGAGUACACACAAUUGUAACAGUCCAGUGAAUUUUGUUUU
Brassica rapa (field mustard) is the source of this 2388-nucleotide messenger RNA. RefSeq names its product F-box/LRR-repeat protein At2g40920-like. The record is from RefSeq and is a predicted model, not a curated record. Gene Ontology annotation, molecular function: protein binding. Lineage: Eukaryota; Viridiplantae; Streptophyta; Magnoliopsida; Brassicales; Brassicaceae.